UGUUAAUAGUCUGUGGUGGUAAUUUUCGCUUUGUAAUCUCAAUAAGUUGUAAAUUGGAACUGAAGUAUUUAUUUUAAAAUUCAGUAAACUUGGGAACUUGUGGAAUUGACUCAAAAUGGGUCAAAAUCAAUCAGGUGGAGGUGGUGACAAAAAAGAUGACAAAGACAAGAAGAAGAAGUAUGAGCCUCCGAUCCCUACACGAGUUGGUAAAAAGAAAAGGAAAGCUAAGGGACCAGAUGCGGCUCUCAAGCUUCCGCAAGUCACGCCUCAUACAAGAUGUCGACUCAAGUUGUUAAAACUCGAAAGAAUAAAGGACUAUUUGUUGAUGGAAGAGGAGUUCAUCCGUAAUCAAGAACGCUUGAAGCCACAGGAAGAGAAAAUUGAAGAAGAAAGGUCUAAGGUUGAUGACCUAAGAGGAACUCCAAUGUCAGUUGGUAAUCUUGAGGAAAUCAUAGAUGACAAUCAUGCAAUAGUGUCGACUUCAGUUGGCAGUGAACAUUAUGUUAGCAUUCUCUCCUUUGUUGACAAGGAUCAGCUUGAACCUGGAUGCUCUGUGUUACUGAAUCAUAAGGUGCAUGCAGUUGUUGGCGUUUUGGGUGAUGACACGGAUCCCAUGGUGUCAGUCAUGAAGCUUGAAAAGGCUCCACAGGAAACCUAUGCUGACAUUGGUGGCCUGGACACCCAGAUCCAGGAAAUCAAGGAAUCUGUGGAGUUGCCUCUAACACAUCCGGAAUACUAUGAAGAAAUGGGAAUCAAACCUCCCAAAGGAGUCAUCUUGUACGGUCCUCCGGGCACUGGUAAAACACUCCUGGCCAAGGCUGUUGCAAACCAGACAUCUGCUACCUUCCUACGUGUUGUUGGAUCUGAACUUAUACAAAAAUAUUUGGGUGAUGGUCCCAAGUUGGUUCGUGAACUGUUCCGUGUUGCUGAGGAACAUGCACCUUCAAUUGUUUUCAUUGAUGAAAUUGAUGCAGUGGGCACUAAACGUUAUGAUUCAAACUCUGGUGGUGAAAGGGAAAUUCAAAGGACCAUGUUGGAAUUAUUGAAUCAACUUGAUGGUUUUGAUUCAAGAGGAGAUGUGAAGGUGAUCAUGGCCACAAACCGUAUAGAAACUUUAGACCCGGCACUUAUCCGACCAGGUCGUAUUGAUAGGAAAAUUGAAUUCCCCUUGCCUGACGAGAAAACCAAGAGAAGGAUUUUUACCAUUCAUACAUCAAGAAUGACAUUAGCUGAUGAUGUGAACUUGUCUGAACUUAUUAUGUCAAAAGAUGAUCUUUCUGGUGCUGAUAUUAAGGCAAUAUGUACUGAAGCUGGUCUCAUGGCACUUAGAGAGCGCCGUAUGAAAGUAACAAAUGAGGACUUCAAGAAAUCAAAGGAAAGUGUCCUAUACCGCAAGAAGGAAGGCACACCAGAAGGACUUUAUUUAUAAAUGUAUUCAAUUAUGUUCAAUGAUUUAUUAAAAUACGAACUUAAUAAACGAAAGCUUUUUUU
Molecule: messenger RNA, 1491 nt
Organism: Bombyx mandarina (wild silkworm)
Lineage: Eukaryota; Metazoa; Arthropoda; Insecta; Lepidoptera; Bombycidae
Gene: Rpt2
Product: 26S proteasome regulatory subunit Rpt2
Molecular function (GO): ATP binding; ATP hydrolysis activity
Source: RefSeq, a predicted model, not a curated record